Molecule: messenger RNA, 1383 nt
Organism: Closterium sp. NIES-65
Lineage: Eukaryota; Viridiplantae; Streptophyta; Zygnematophyceae; Desmidiales; Closteriaceae
Source: the annotation of a GenBank genome assembly
AUGGCGUCCAUUACGUCUGUGCUGGCAGGCCUUCCGUCCAUGGGGUUUGGCAUCGGGCUGUCGCCUCAAGUCGGCAUCGCCCUCGCUCUCACUCUCGUGGGCAGCCUGAGCACGGCUCUUGGCGGUGCUCUUGUGGUGCUGCAAGCCGUACCCGAUAUCAAGCGCCUUGGGCUCCUGCAGGGCUUUGCCAGCGGGCUCAUGCUGAGCCUCACCUUCUUCGAUCUCGUGCCAGAAGCCAUUGACGCCAUCGGCUUUCCUGCUGCCAACCUAUGGUUCUUUGCAGGAGCGCUUCUAUUUGCAACGGUUGUACACUUUGUUCCCGAGCCUUCCCUCGCGCCCGAGCCUUCUGUAGCUCCCGGACCAUCGUCCGAACCUCUAUUGCAAUACUCAUCCGACCCCGUAUCCGAAUCUACGCCCGAGCCUGCAUCCCAACCUACCCCCGAUUCGGACCCGAACCGAGCCUCAGGUUUGCCAAGAGCUGGCUCGGCGGAGCACCCGAACCUGGUCCGAGGCUCAGGCUCGGACAGCGAGAGAGACAGUCGUGUGGAGCGUUGGCUUAGUGGGAUCAAAAGCAGCGAGUGGGAUAGCCGUGAUGGUGUGGGGAGUGGGAAUACUGAUGGUGCUCACGUGGGUGAGGGCGGAGGGAGAGGGGUGGAAGGGGAGGGGGGGGAUAGACGGAGAUUAAAGGGUGGGACGGUUGCAAGAGGAGCAAGGGAUGGGAAUAGGGAGAAGAUGAUAUUUGAUAGCUUUCAAAUACCUCGUGGAGAGAAUAUGGAGCAGGGAAAGGGAGUGUGGAGUAGGGGGGAGAGGGAGCAGCGAGAGAGGGGGUUGGCAGGGAGGGAGGAGCGAGAUGGGGGGGUUGCGGAAAGGGAGGUGGGGGAGCGGGAGAUGCAGAGGCGGCGGCAAGCAGUGCUGUGGAGUGGAGUGAUCACAGCCUUGGGAAUCAGCCUGCACAACUUCCCAGAAGGCAUCGCUGUGUUUCUUGGCUCCAUGAAGGGUCUGCGGGUGGGAAUCAGCCUGGCAGUGGCCAUCGCGCUACACAACAUCCCAGAGGGCCUAGCAGUCGCCCUCCCUAUCUACUUCGGCACGCGCAGCCGCUGGGCCGCCUUCCGAGCCGCGGCUCUUUCGGGGGCUGCAGAGCCCCUGGGGGUCAUCUUCGUGGCUCUCUUCUUCCCGGCCUCGCUCGCCCCGGAUAUUAUUGAAGGGCUGCUUGCUGGCGUGGGUGGCAUCAUGGCGUUCCUAGUGCUGCACGAGAUGCUGCCUCUCGCCUUUGAGUACGCGGGCCAUCGCAGGGCAGUGCAGGCCAUGUUCUUGGGCAUGGCGGUCAUGUCCGCCAACCUGCACCUCCUCGCACUCUCUCUCCCGCCAGACAUUUCGCUGUGA